Molecule: messenger RNA, 3726 nt
Organism: Diaporthe batatas
Lineage: Eukaryota; Fungi; Ascomycota; Sordariomycetes; Diaporthales; Diaporthaceae
Exons: 2
Coding region: 1053-3461 (802 amino acids)
Source: RefSeq, a predicted model, not a curated record
GUCCACUCACACAGUAGUACUCGUCUCUUAAAAGUGCCAGUCAUCGACAGCAAUCGUUCAUUUCACUUCACUUCAUCAGCAAGAGGCCACCAAUUUCUGUAGGGAUCUGUCGGCAGCCACAGCGGGUCCCCAACCCCAUCAGCCAUCGUCACAAACCCACCCGUUUUGACCGCCCAGGACAGGGGCCACAGGGGGCCACAGGGCCACAGGUGCGCCAGACCACAGGACCACAGGACCACAGGACCACAGGACCACCUGUCGCCUCAGGCCAGUGCUUCUUGCAGGGUUACAGGGGCCCCAGGCAGCCCAGUGCCACAGCGCCCCCACUCUGACCCGCGGCUUGCGACGUCAAACCACGUUGUGGGAGACCUCUGGCGCUGACCAGUGACGCUAGAACAUUCACUCACUCGGUACAAAUCAUCUCACUACUGCAGUCAAUCACCGCCCAAUAAAUCAGCGGAUGGGCCACCAGUUGAGCUGGGCUGGGUUGGAGUAGUCUUGCUUCUUGUAUUGGGCACAAAAUAACACUGCACUGCACUGCACUGCACUGUACAUACGCGUACAUGUGUCUUGGACUCGACAAGCCUCGACCGCCACCACCCUCGACCCGCAUCACCUGCCACUGAGACCACGCCCAAGCUGCUGCCACACUGCCUGACUGCCUCCCCCAACCACAGCAGUUCCUGAUUCAGCCCAACGUGGUCGCCGUCCACCAAACCACCAACCAACCAACCAACUGACCAACUGACCAACCACUUAUCCAUCUCCAUCCAGCCAUCUAUCAAUCUCACCUACCACAUACACUACUUAGACUACAUACAGUCUGACAGCACUAGACCGACUACUCGACUCCUCUGCAUGCAGCAGUGCAACCACCAAAAAGGCACUUGCUGUCACCAGGGUCGUCGCCGUCACCCUCACCGUCCCAUCGUGAGCCUGUUCUCACCCUCACCUUGUCAAUAACAACAACAACGAAAACAACACCAACAACAACACAUAAUUCAGUGUUGACCUCUUCACCCACAGCCACGCCCUGCAGGCAGCAUCAAACCAUGGCCCACGUCGAGGCCAGGUCCCUCUCCACCCUCAACCACAUCGCCGCCCAUCCUCCCCAAUAUCCCAUCAACCCCACUGGCCGCCAUGAGACCCUCACCCUCUACAUCUCCAGAGUCCCUGGCUGCCGCGACAUAAUUCUGUCCACAUUCAAACCCCAGAGGAAGGUUGUCGGCGGCGAGGAUGUCGCAAACUCGCUCUACUACAUCCACCUGGACACUGCCGGCGACGACAUGCUGGCUCCCAAAGCCGCCCCUCCCGUCGACAAUGCCGCCUCGAGGCCCAGCAUGGAGUCUACCAGGACCCAGAGGAUCGCCAGGAAACCUCUGCCCUCCACCGCAAGAGUCCCUCACCUCCAGGAAGCCCCUUCAGAUCUCUCCACGGCGCCUGUCACGGACGUCACCAGUCCCAGUCCGACAGACCAGCUGAAAUAUCCGCCAUUCAGCACGUCUUCACACAACAAGGAGAACGUUCCCCUGGACCGAGAAGCUGCUGGCGCCCCAGAGCCUUUCCCUGACAGCUCCCACUUGAUGGCUCAACCACAGCCACCCCCGUACACCGUGUCAGCUGGCUCAGUAGCCCGGAGGCCCUUGGGGCCCCGCGCACCAUCUACCGGUCCUCCCUCGCCCGGCAGAGAAUAUCAGGCUUAUGAUCCCUCUAAGGCGGCCGGUCUCGUGAAGCCGUCCACGCCUCCGCCCGAUGACCGUGACCACGACGCCCGCCCGGAUCUCCCGCCAAGACCGGCACCGGGACAGCUACGCCUGGGCAACCUACCAGCUCAGACUUUUGACGACAUUCGCGAGACUCGCAGCCCUACCAUCCGGAGCCCAGGAUUCCAGUCACCACCGUGUGCGCAGUCCCGCUCUCCGUCACCGCAGUCUAACAAGAAGCCUUUUACGCCCUUUUCACUCUCCAUUAUCCGCCGCGACCCUGGCACGGGGCACCAGUGGAACAUCGGCAAGGUCUCCUCCUUCCAGAGCACCAUCAUCGUCGCUCAGGACCCGGACAACCCAGACUCGCCCAAGAUCGCCCAGUAUCCCAAGGGCUACCCUGCCAUCAACGUGCACAUCGAGACCAGCGGGUACGCACGCUUCCGAAACUUCCCCAUCGCCCGGCCAAAGAUGAUGCCGGACCUGUCGAGGAUGAGCCUGGAUAGCGCACGGCCCGGGUCGAGCGGCAGUGCCGCCACGACGACGAGGACCAUGAAGGAGCUGGCGGCCAGCCUGCAGGCCCAGGUAGAGGCGCAAAAGGGCGGCCAGGAUGACACCGAGGAGGGGUUCAGGAGGCAGGUCGUCAUGACCUACGGCAAGACGUGGGCGUCCAAUCUCAAGGAGGCCUUCAGCGGCAAGAAGCGAGAGCGGUCCUCCACCAACACCAGCGCCACCGACUCUGCCUGUAACGAAGCGCUCGACCCUCCACCUCCACGGGCGGGUUUCCACAGGCGACAGGACAGUGGCAACUCGACCAACUCUAAUGACUCCAUGUUUGCCUCGCUGGUGCCGAACCCAGCCAACAACGACCCUAAUAAUCCUCAACAGCAGCAGCAAUCACAGCAACAACAGCAGAGCCAGCCUCAAGAUCACCAUCGCAACCAGCAUCAUCACCACCAUAGCCACAACCACAGCCACAGCCACAGCCACCACAAUCACAACCAUAACCACCACCAACACCAAUACCACGGCUCCGACGCAUCCGCCACCUCCGCAGCCGCCGGCACGACCACGCCAGGAAGACCAGACGAGCCCGUCAUAGCAACGCAGCCCAGCGCCGGGCUGCGGCCCAAGGGGUACACGUUCGCGUCACCGUGGGACGGGCGGUGCGACUUCCGCACCAGCAGCAACGGGCGGGCGCUGAAGUGCCACCACGUGCGCAACACGCAGUCGCAGGGAUUCAACCCGCUGGUGGCGGCGCAGGCGCUGCGAGACGCUAUGCAGGACGGCAGCAGCAGUGGUGGUGGAACAGCAGCAGCAGCAGCAGCAGGUGGUGCUGGUGCUGGUGGGAACGGGAGGACGCGGGCGAGGGGGAUGAGCGCCUCGCUGCCCAUGGGGGACAUGGGCAACCGAGUCCCCGUCAGCGAGCUGAGGUUUAACCUGCCCAGCUCGGACCUGUUCAACUCCAAGGAGGACAGGGACCGCGCCGUGGCCGAGAUGAAGGAGGGGCUGGGGCGGUUGCUGGUCCGGAGCCCGGGCGGCCACGAGCAUGGUCAUGGUGGCGGUGCAGAUGAUGAUGACGAGGACCCCAUCUUCGACUGGUCUGGGCUGGGGAGGGAGAAGGCCGGGGGUGGCAACCGGGGCAAGAGGGCCAAGCUGGGCAAGCUGCUUGUCCACGACGAGGGGCUCAAGAUGCUGGACCUGGUGGUUGCUGCUAAUAUGGGCAUCUGGUGGCAGGCUUGGGAGCGGAGUUUCUAGGGGGAGUAUUUGCAUUGUUCAUGUUGAUGUUUGUUCUGCUCUGGACCAAUACCCCCAUCUUUGCCAUUUCUUGUUUUCCCGCCUCUCUCCAUAAUUCCAACAUUGGUACCGAAUGAGUGGGGGUAGAAUGAGAUGGUCUAAUGUUCAAUGUUGGAAUCUGGGGGAUAAUGUGUUGGAAGAGCUGGUGAGCCAGCAGGCAUGAUAGAAUUAGCGAGCGCCAGCAAUGUGCAGCGAGUCUGUAUUUUAUUAAUUUGUCUUAUUAUUA